Python bivittatus (Burmese python) is the source of this 1203-nucleotide messenger RNA. RefSeq names its product histone H2A type 2-B. Gene Ontology annotation, cellular component: nucleosome. The record is from RefSeq and is a predicted model, not a curated record. NCBI's taxonomy places the organism in Eukaryota, Metazoa, Chordata, Lepidosauria, Squamata, Pythonidae. Gene Ontology annotation, molecular function: protein heterodimerization activity; DNA binding; structural constituent of chromatin.
GCAAAUAAAAAAACAAAAAAGAAUUCUGAAGAAGGGGAACCGAUCGCGUCCCCUUAUUUAUAGUCUCCCUAUGCAAAUGAGAGGAUCCAAAGAACCACCACGCUAUUGGCCGAAGCAGCUUUUGAUAUCAUCGCUCCUGCGCACGCACAUGCAAAUGAAAGUCCUGUAAUCCCCGGAUUUCUAUUGGGUAGAAACUGUAUCUGCGCUUCCUACUGGUCGCCUUUAGAGCUUGCGCUCUUAUUGGCUCUAAAAUCCUGGUAACAGAUUUGGCCAAUCAGGAAUGGCGCUGUCGCACGCGAGGAGGGGAUAAAAGGAGUCGGUUGUUCUCUUUCUUUAAUUGCUAUUUUAUUUUUUCUUCUGUGUUUGAGCUGAGCUGAGUCAGUGUCGCAAUGUCUGGCCGCGGCAAGCAGGGGGGAAAAGCUAGAGCUAAGGCCAAGUCCCGCUCGUCUCGUGCUGGGCUCCAGUUCCCCGUAGGUCGAGUUCACCGCCUUCUCCGUAAGGGAAACUACGCCGAGCGGGUUGGUGCUGGAGCCCCCGUUUACCUUGCUGCAGUGUUGGAGUAUCUGACAGCUGAAAUUCUGGAGCUGGCUGGGAACGCGGCCCGGGAUAACAAGAAAACUAGAAUAAUCCCUCGCCACCUCCAGUUGGCCGUCCGCAACGACGAGGAGCUCAACAAGCUCUUGGGAGGCGUUACUAUUGCCCAGGGAGGAGUCUUGCCCAAUAUCCAAGCCGUCCUACUACCGAAGAAGACCGAGAGCCACAAGCCCAAAGGCAAAUGAAGAAACUGCUUUUCCCAUAACAUCCGUGCAACACAAAAGGCUCUUUUAAGAGCCACCCACAAUAUCAAAAAAGAGCUGUUACUUAAAUAUUCUGCGUUUGUAUGCACUACGGUGGAAAACAACUGUAUAAAAGUUUUAAGUUUUAUUGCUGUGAUAUUUUUAAGUACAUGCAAAAAAAAAAUGUGGCCAUUGUAAGUCAUUCUGGUAAAAACUCAUAAAUGAAGCAUUCUGCCCACGUGCAGGUUUAUAACAGUGAGUGCAGCUCUCUAGUGAGGUAGUGGGUGGCCCUUAAAAGGGCCUUUGGAUCAUUACUGUUAUAGAGUUAAUUCUCCAGAGCGCUUUAGCCACCAAAUCCGUAGAGAGUACGGCCUUGGCGCUUCAGAGCGUACACGACGUCCAUGGCGGUCACGGUCUUUCUCUUGGC